Molecule: messenger RNA, 1262 nt
Organism: Drosophila navojoa
Lineage: Eukaryota; Metazoa; Arthropoda; Insecta; Diptera; Drosophilidae
Source: RefSeq, a predicted model, not a curated record
AUCGAGAUGAGACAUUUAGUCAAAGUGAGGCUGCCUCUGCUGCCUCUGCUGCUGCUGCUGCUGUUGAUGACGCACUUGACUGUGACGAAGCCCCAAUAUUCAUAUGGAACUGGUUAUGGUGGAUCUUUUAUGAAUAGCAAUGGUGUCGGACCCGUUAGGCAAGCAACUAAUGGACUCAUAGGAUCUCGAUAUAGUGGUGGACCUUUUGGAAAUUCUGGCUAUUUAAUAGCCGGUAGCAACAGUGGAGGACCAUUUAGAGUUACUGGUGGUCAGGAAGGUCUCAUAUCUGGAAAUCAAUAUGGCGGGCCUUUUGAAAAUACUCAAAAUUCAGUUAAUGCUGGCAGCAGUGGAGGAUUAUUCGGACAAGGAACUCGUGAGCAUGGAGGUAUCAUAGCAGGACGUCAAAGCGGAGGUCCGUUUGGAAAUGGUGCUAGCAGUGGCGGAUCUUUUGGACAGGAUCAACAAGGUCUAGUUACAGGAAGUAACAGUGGAGGACCUUUUAACGUAAAUGUUGGUCAGGAAGGUAUAAUCACUGGAAAUCAGAAUGGGGGACCUUUUGGAAAUACUCAGAAUUCAGUUAAUUCUGGCAGCAGUGGAGGAUUAUUCGAACAAGGAACUCGUGAGCAUGGAGGUAUCAUAGCAGGACGUCAAAACGGAGGUCCGUUUGGAAAUGGUGCUAGCAGUGCACAGGAUCAAGGGCUAAUUACAGGAAGUAACAGUGGAGGACCCUUCAACAUAAAUGUUGGUCAGGAAGGUAUAAUAACUGGAAAUCAGAAAGGGGGGCCUUUUGGAGGUGCUGCGAAUGGAGCUGCUGAUGGAUUGGUUAACAGUGACGGCUGUGGAGGUUCAUUCGGACAAGGAAAUUCUCAAGUGGCGGGUGGUUGCAACAGUGGAGGACCAUUGCAACAAGGAAAUAAUGAAUUAAUAAGUGGUAAAAAUAGUGGAGGUCCUUUUCAUGUAAAUGUUGACCAAGGCGGCGGUCUCAUAGCUGGAGGUCAAAAUGGUGGACCCUUUGGAGGUGGAUUGAUUGGCGGUGCCGGCAGUGGAGGACCCUUUGGUAAACCAGACGGACUUAUUUCAGGUGGGAGCAAUGGUGGACCUUUUAACAGUGGGCAGCAGGGUGUUAUAUCGGGUGGACAAAACGGAGGACCGUUCGGGAGUCAGGCAUCUAAUGGAUUAAUAAACGGCAGCGGAAGUCGAGGACCUUUUAUAUAAGCGGCAGAAUUAAUUAAAUAAAUGUAUAGUCAUAAUUUUGAUUGAAA